CCCCUUCUCCUGGCUGUCCACACAGGAAACAUUAACCUCUUCCUGCAUUGACCGGUCACUCGUUCAACCCACUCUCAGUCUGACUCCUUCUAUUUUAACCCCGAGAGGUUUCGUUUUAAGUCGUCAGAGGCCGAGGGGUCAGAGAGGAGGCCAGGCCGCCCACCAGAGCAGGAAUCCUGGAGACAUGAGAAGUUGCUGAUGCUGAUGAUGUCUGAGCCACAAAGAAUUCACUUCAAUUUUUUGUCGUCUCCGGCCAACACAUCCAGCCAGCCACACAUAAGGGUGCAGGAGAGGACCCUGCCCCCACAGCACAUAAUAAACUCCUGCCUGUAACAAGAACAAUCUGUGUGCAGGCCGGAGAGCCCAGACACUCUCGGGGAAACUGAGGAGGGGGAGGAGGAGAGCAGAGGAGAAGCAGAAGGAGGGAUUUGUCCCUGUGUUUUUUUUUGUGUUGCACUAUCCAGACAAAACCUCCGGCCCUGAAAUCUGAAACUGCAGAAGUUGCCUGGCUCGCCGAGCAGUCGCUUCACUGUUAGUUCACUUUUUCCAGACUGGUUUCACUCGUCCUCCCAUCAGACGCCAACUGAGACGCUUCUCCAGGACAAUCCUGUGGGGAAACCAUGCUCCCGAUGGGCCUUCGUCAGAUCGGUGCGUGUGUGGUGUUAUGCCUCGGCGGCGGUAUGGCCACGCCUCUACCUUUUUCCAGUUCUCUGGAGGGAAGUACAGAUGAGGAAGACCUCAGUAACUUUGCUUCCUCCCUGCCCACCAGUUACCUUUUCUCCGUGCCACAAACCACGCCUGCUGGCCCCACCUAUGUGGAAACUGACUUCCUGAGUCAGGUUGUGGACUUCCUGGAGGAGAACAUGCUCCUCAUCCUCGUCACAACCUCCUUUGUCCUCCUCAUCUUCUUUAUCAUCUGUGGGGCAAUAAUCAUGAGCCGCAGGCGAAAGGUCAACGCCUACUACCCUUCCUCCUUCCCCUCCAAAAUGUAUGUGGACAACAGGGACAAGACCGGAGGUACAAAACCCUUUAAUGAAGUGCCAGAGAAACCUGCUCCCGAGCAGGAGAGUGAGCCUGUGGACUCUCACAGGCAGCUCCAGGCCGACAUCAUGAGGGCCACCAAGAGGCUGCGGACGCCAAAUAAAUCUGUAGAUGCUGCAGAGGGAAGUGGCAGCAGUCAGAAAGCAGCAGACCACAGUCCUGGAGACAGUUCUAAGACAUGUGGCAGCGUCCUGGAUCCGCAGCUGCCAAGUUUCCCUGAGGAAAAGGAGCCAUGCGAGCUCCUCAACAUGGAAGAGGCAGCAGCAGCAGCAGGAGGCAGCACUGAGCUGAGCUUUCCUCCAGAGCAGCCUCAUCCAGAGCAGCCACAGCAACAAGGAGAUGAUCCAAAGCAGCCACAACAACAAGGAGAUGAUUCAGAGCAGCCACAUCCAGAGAGAAAUGAUCCAGAGCAUCCACAUCCAGAGGGAAAUGAUCCAGAGCAGCCACAUCCAGAGGGAAAUGAUCCAGAGCAGCCACAUCCAGAGGGAGAUGAUCCAGAGCCAGAGCAGCCUCAUGCAGGGGGAGAUAAUCCAGAGCAGCCUCAUCCAGAGGGAGAUGAUCCAGAGCAGCCUUUGAUUGGCAGGAGUCUGCGGCCCUCCUCUAUGCAUAUCCACAAUGACUCUGCAACACUUCAGCUGAUCGCAGGAGAGAAAACUGCCUUCUGACUCCUCUGAACACUAUGAACUGACUCAUUCUCUACCUGAAUCCACUAGUGGCAAUUUGUCCGUAAAUCUUCAAAAUGAUCUACAGCUUUACAGAUUGACACCACUCAAUUUGAGGUGUUUGUCCAGUGAGGGAAAGAUGAUGUGAGCUCACCAACGACUGGUUUUGUCAUUAUGACAUUUUAUCGGCUACAAACAAUAUUUUUUGCUUUUAUGGACAUGUUAUUUUGUUAAAUCCUUUCAAAAUGGCGGCACAGCCAGAGAGUGUGGAGUUGGUAUGAUCCCCAUGUGUCUCUGUGGGUUUUCUCCAGGUUCCCCAGCUUCUUCCCACAGUCCGAUGACAUGCAGAUUGACAUUAAGGUAAUUGGAGACUCUAAAUUAUGUAAGUGUGAGUGGUUUGUCUCUGAGUGACACCCAGCGACCCUCAAAGCAGACAAGUGUUAUGGUUAAUGGUUGGAUGGGGGGUCACUUUAGUAAACAUGUAGUCAGUCGUAUGUGGCCCAAUAUGUCUUCAGUGUAUAAACAUUCAAUAGUUUAAGAACUAUAACUAUAAUUUAUGACAACCGCUUUUUAGAAUCGGUUUUGUUUGAUGUUGGUUGAAUGUUUUCACAGUACCUCUUUUCUAAAUCCCACCUUGACAUGUUAUAGCUUAUACACAAGCAGUGUUUAUGACAAACGCAUUUCAUUUGUGUGAUCCACAUCCAUAACUAUUAUAUUGUGAAUUUUGCAUUUUUUACUAAUUGAGAUAUCUGCAUGAUUAACGUGAAAAACAUCUUAUUAUUCAGGAUGUUUCAAGACAUUAAAUGCACUCGAAGCAAAAGAUGAUUCAGGAUUUUUUUAUUGCAGAUUUUCACAGAAGCAUUGCUAGAUACUAAUAAAUUACAGAUAAAACCAAUGGACCAUUUCAUGGUUUCUAGCAACGUCGCUUGGUUGCAUAUAUCAAAAGGUCAAAGCUUAGGGUUCAGACAGGAUACAUAAUUAGCUCUUAGCUUUAAUCAAUAUCUCCAUCACACCUUUCAGGACACUCUCCUCGCGCUCGACAAUCUUAAAAUAUUUCACAAUCUCAAAAAUAAGGCUCAACUUUGUACCAACCGCUCACAGCAGUGCUCACAUUGUGCGUUUAAGUGACAGGCUAAAUGGGUAAGAGGGCGCAGGGUUGGCCACAGACUAAGCCUGGUGUACAACUGCUACAGAGGGUUGACAAUGGUGGACUUGUUAUCAACGUAUUUGGUGUGUGCGUGUUUCAGUACUGCAGGAAGGUGAACUACAGCUACUUCUCUCCCUGGUAGCGGGAAGCAAGUGGAGGUGGGUUUAAAUGCUGGCCCUGACUGCCUCCUGCUGG
Pleuronectes platessa (European plaice) is the source of this 3045-nucleotide messenger RNA. RefSeq names its product transmembrane protein 119b (gene tmem119b). The record is from RefSeq and is a predicted model, not a curated record. Gene Ontology annotation, biological process: positive regulation of osteoblast differentiation; positive regulation of osteoblast proliferation; positive regulation of bone mineralization. The transcript has 2 exons. The coding region runs from base 621 to 1706 and encodes 361 amino acids. NCBI's taxonomy places the organism in Eukaryota, Metazoa, Chordata, Actinopteri, Pleuronectiformes, Pleuronectidae. Gene Ontology annotation, cellular component: plasma membrane.